UGUUGCACACCGACAUCCACAUGACAGCAGCAGCGUGUGUCCUUUUCAGGGUCCAUCUCUAGUGACUUCUGAAUAAACAAACAGAAAUACCGCACACAUGACAUGAAGCUAUAAGUCUAUGUGACGCAGCAGGUGAUGAGGAUGAGGAUGUUCCUGCGCUCGUGUUCUCUGGCAGUGAGCUGCUUCAGGAAUCCUGUGUUCUCCACCAGAGUCUUCAGCUCCAGCCGCAGCGCUGGGAAAGAUGCGUCAGGAGAGAGCGCUCUGGAUCUGGACGCCUGGAAGACGGUGAUGAGGGCUCAAGCGCCGCGGGAGGAGAGCGAGAGUCCGAGUCGCUCAGCGCUGGAUGAUAACCGCGAGCUGGUGGAGAUGUGGCAUCAGGCGGGUAAGUUCGUUCCCAAGAACAUCACGGACGAGCAGCUGCAGGAUCUCGCUCAGCUCACGACCAGAUCCGCCAAGAAGAAAUACCUGAAGUUCCUGGCCAUUAAAGAGUCACACAAGAUCUCCAAGAAGGAGAAGCAGGAGAGGAAGAGAUCCGAGAGGGACGCCGAAACUGUGACGUUUAAAGAGGACGUGAAGGAAGACGAAGGUGAACCGAAGAACACUUUCCUCCUGCGGUUCUGGAGCAGCUCCGCGGAUCGAGUGCAGAGCUGGAGAGCGGCGCAGGCCAUGCGCUUCGGUCAGCCGCUGGUGUACGAUAUGAGCUACGAGCAUCUCAUGAGCCGGCGGGAGAUGGAGAACACCGUCACGCAGCUGAUGGAGAGCGAGGGCUGGAACCGGCGCGCCGCGGACCCCUUCCACCUGCACUUCUGCGGCCUGCAGCCGGACGGAGCAUAUCUACACGAGCUGCGCAGACGCUACGGCUCGCACACAUGGGAUCGACUGCUGAUCACAGCCACCGAGAGAACGCACCUGGAGAUGUUUCCUCAGAAGGAUCUGGUGUAUCUGACGGCCGAUUCCAAGCAGGUUCUGCAGGAGUUUGAUCACAGUAAGGUGUACAUCCUCGGUGCGAUGGUGGACCGCUCCAUUCACUCCGGCGUGUCUCUGGCCAACGCCAAACGCCUGCGACUGACCACAGCACGCCUGCCGCUGGACGAGCAUCUGGACUGGGAGUGUGGAGCCAAGAACCUGACCCUGGACCAGAUGAUGCGCAUCCUGAUCACGCUGAAGCACACGGGCUGCUGGAAGAAAGCGCUGGAGUUCGUGCCCAAGAGGAAACACGCCGGCUUCACGGGAGUCACAAAGAGUCGCUUCGUUCGGAACGAUUCAUCAGAGAUUCGCUUCGCCGCUGGAGUUCAGAGCAAGCUGAACAAAAAACCAGCAGAGAGAGCCAAACACUGGGAGGAUCGGGAGGAAUACUGACGUCACCUUUACUGACGCUUUCUGUGAUCCUCGUUACUCUCAUCAAUAAUAAAUCAGGAUUUCUGAUUCCUCCUACAACAAGCUGUUCUUUCAUAUGGACAUGAGUAUGAAAUUAUUUAUGUACAUAGUAUAAUUAUUAAAGCAAAAUCAUAAGA
Molecule: messenger RNA, 1514 nt
Organism: Carassius auratus (goldfish)
Lineage: Eukaryota; Metazoa; Chordata; Actinopteri; Cypriniformes; Cyprinidae
Product: tRNA methyltransferase 10 homolog C
Exons: 4
Coding region: 136-1359 (407 amino acids)
Biological process (GO): positive regulation of mitochondrial translation; mitochondrial tRNA 5'-end processing
Cellular component (GO): nucleus; mitochondrion; nucleoplasm
Molecular function (GO): tRNA binding
Source: RefSeq, a predicted model, not a curated record